AUGAGCUGGCUGACUGUAGAAGAGUGUGAACUAUUGGGUGAUGCCAAGUACCGCUCUUACAUCACACAAAUUGAGAAGAUUCUCCUCAGCUUUGACUGCACCAAUGAACCAGCAACUAUCAUUUCUGCUUUGGGAAGGCUCAAUAAGAUACUACUAUCAAACUUGAGGUAUCCAGUGAUCCCAAAGAAGCUGAUGGUUGGUAAAUGCCUUGCCCAGUGCCUACACCCAUCCUUGCCGAGCAGUGUCCAUCUCAAGACCCUAGAGACAUACGACAUCAUCUUCAAAUGUAUCGGGACUCAGCGCUUGGCCCAUGACCUGUUUAUCUACAGUCCAGUUCUGCUGACAGUCUAUGAGAUGCACUUUGUGCCGUUGGGUGCCCACCUGAAACCUGGCUUGAAUGGGCUUCUGCUAGGUCUGUUGCCUGGGCUUGAGGAGGGGGCCGAGUUCUUUGACAGAACCAACAUGUUGCUGGAGGAUAUCUGUGAGGCCGUUGAGCUGCAGUACUUCUCUACAUGUGUCUGGGAAUGUGUUCUGUCCUGUCCAAGUGCUCGUCCCAGUGGCACCCUCUUCCUCUUGAACCAUCUUCGUAAGCUUCACCGUAUGGAAGACCGGUCACUCAUGAUUGGUUUCAAUACUGAAAUAGUGGUUGGUGCUGUUUGUGCCUGUCUUGACAAUAGAAGUGUAGUCAUCCAGAGAAACAUCCUAGAAUUCCUCCAUCUUGCGAUUCCUCUUGACUGCUCCCAGCUGACGAGAGCUGAUUUUGUCAGAAUUAUGGAAGCUGCCAUUAAGGUUGUUCUUUGCCAGGAUGGUUCUUUGAGUCGUCGCUUGUAUGCCUGGAUUCUUGGGACACCCACUUUUGAUUCUCAUCACAGUCGACAGUCAGUCAAUGAUUCCACAACCACUAGGGAGACGGGCAUUGAUUUCUUCAAGCUUUACUCCAGAGAUGUGCUGAUCUGUGCCCUGAAGAGGAAAUUGGCAAGAGGGGAUGAAAGCUCUUCAGUGUGUCACCUCAGCAGUUGCUCAGCUACUCUGCAGGUUCUACAGAUUCUGAAAACCUUUAUGAGCAAGCCAGAAAUUGGACCUGUUGUAAUAGAGAGUGUUCUGCUUUCUGUCUUCCAACAGUUGGAAGCUGUAGCCAGUUACCGUUUACAAGGCUGUGAUGGAAAGGAGAAUGCUGUUGUCUCACCUAGCAGCUCUCUUCAAGCAGAGAUACAUAAAGCUGUCAAUGGUUUGAUUGGCUUGUUUCCACCAUGUUUUAUUUGGGACUUCCUUGCUCGUAAAUUCAGUGAGAGUUUUACAAAUGAGAAAGAGAACAGUGAGAGUUCGGUGGAUGAGGCGGGUAACAACAGUACCUCGAGCUGUCAUGGUCCGAUGGAGAAUAUGACGGUAUCUGAACUGUGUCAUCUCACGGAGCUUCUCCUGGACAUUGUUGCUGUGGAUGAACUGCAUGCAGAAAACAGCACACUGCAUCUGCCAAGUUUCCUGAAAAAGAUAACUAUAUCCUUGACCACAGCCUGCAACUCUAUCACUAACCAUGAGGUGACCACCCUUCUCUGUCUCUGCUCAAAGAUUCUCUCAAAGAUCCAACAGUCUAUACCAGGGCAAGAGCUCAACCACACAAGAGCAUCUGGCAGCUCUCACAACAGAAACUGGAGACAGCACAAAAGAAACUCAGCCACGUGUGAGCAGCAAGAUGUAGGAAAGUACCAGCACAAUUCCAGCAGUUUGUCUUUCAGUUCCUCUCUACAGGAAAGAGAAGUUUCUAGUUCACACCAGAAAGGGGGAGCCUCUAGAUUAGAAAAUGCUAAAGAUUCAGGUCGUGUGAAAGAGGAAUGGGUUCCUCUACAUAAGAAUAUGAAAUGUGUAGGAGAUAGUAACAACAACCACAAUGUUGAAAUUGAACUUCAAACUUCCCCACGUGCUGACAGGAAACUUCAAGGAGAAAAUGUGAAUAACUCACAUUCAUAUAGUCAUGAAGAUGAAAUUUGUUUAGAAAACACUAGAGCUCAAUCAGGACUCCACAGUUCUGGGUUAGACAAUAAACUACUAGACUCCGUCAUACUGAAUGCUGAUGGGAAGAUUGUGGUAGCAUCAUCUGAGGAUCUCAUAUUAGCAGCAACACCUGCAUUAGAACCGGAUGUGAUUAGAUUACCUGUUACUGUUGAAGAACAGAACAUUCACAGCAGGGAGAUCUCUCCAAGGAAACACAGUAAACUGACUUCCAAUGAGAGUGAAGAAGAUAGUUGUUCAGAUACGGCCAGCAAGAGUGCUGUCUCCAAGACUACUUGCUGUAACUUACUGCAGCAUUGUUUCUCAAGUUUCCAUCAGUUCUUUCACAAAUUCUGCCAGCAGAACAUCCUCACCUCAGCUGAGUUCUGCAUUAAGUGCAUGGACAAUAUCACAUCCAUGCCAUCAUCAUCAUGUUUGAGAACUGUGCCCGAUCAAGGUGUCAUGGAGAAGCUCCAGUUGAAAGGUUCCAUUGAUGACCUGGUGUGUGCUUACAGACAAGCCUGUAGGCUGCUAGUGGACUUUGCUGCUGUUCCUGUCUGCUGUGUGGAGCCAGAUGUGGUCCCUGGGCAGAUGUGUGGCAACAAUGAGAUGAAAAUAGCGUUACCUGACUGGCUGCAAGACUUGUUGAUCUGCAGCUGUUUUGUGGACAGUUUUGAGGUUGGGAGUAUUUCUGUGUCAGUGUUGCUGGAGCUGGGGAGUCUGUGUCAGGCUGUACAGAAGAGGCAGGAGAUCAAGUCUGAUCACCAGGCUCCACAGUCAGUCAGUGAUGGGCGGACUUUGGCCAUUCUGCCUGGUCUGUUGAAUCAUCAUUUAGCCUACAUUAGCCAGCAGACUGGCUACUAUCAGGUUGUGGCAGGAGAAUUGUGGGAGUACAUGUCAGAGACACACCUUGCAUACCAUCAGAGAGCUGCUGAACUCUUCCACACGCUGCACCAGCUGGCGCCGGAGUCCACUGUCUGUGAGGAUGUCAUUGGUCAUGAUCUCAUUCAUGAGUCUGAGGCUGUGAGGAUACUUGCCUUCAAGAAGUUCAGCAUGUUGUGGCAUUUGACCCGGUCCAUGUCAACUGACAUCAGUCUGUCCCCCAGUCCCAGGACAUUUGACAGGUCCAUGUUUGUCAUGUUGGACAGUCUGAAGGAGGAAUCCAGCAUCACCAAGACAUUGGCACUGACCUGGCUGACUCAUGUGAUUCAGCAGGGAGACAUCAACCGAGUGCUGCAGCCGCUGCUGUUGACGUUGUUACACCCAGACACUGCCAGAGUUUCCAUCCAGCAUGUGGACCUUGACAAGGCAAAGAGAGUGAGCCUCUUUGAUACAGGACAAAAGGGCAUAGUUCCAGAACUAUUUUCUGUCACCUCUGAGAGAAAUAGCAUUAUGCUGCCUGAGAGCCAAGACAAACAUUUACAGCGGACAAACAAGAAGGUUCUGCAGAAGGCGACCGAAGACCUGAAACAGGACUCUUUCUCUGAGAGGGAGUACAGAUAUACUUCUGCACAAACAUACCCUCAUGUCAGCAUCAACUUGGAAAACAACAUUGCUCUGGCAAACGGCUUUGGUUCACAGAACUCACUGGACAAGCUGAUCUUUGCUGACAGUGAUUAUCCUCAGGUAGCAGCAUAUGGGAUGAACAAGCUAGCAUCUGAUGACAGAACACAGGCAUACAGAGACUUGAAAGGACACUCAGAUAACAGUUGCAGCUCUUCCAAGGAUGUAGCUCAGUGGAUCAUGGAUGGCAUUAUAUCCUCUGCUAUGGUCGAAGCAGUUGAUUUUGAAACCCUUAGCGAAAGUGAUGAUGGUUCAGAAAAGACACUGGGGCCCUUCGGCAGUUCUGGAAGCCUAGAUUCACUUUCUGAUGGAGAUAAUGAAGGCAGCCAAAGAUUGUUUAAUGCUGGGGAUGUAUCUUUUAACUUCACUCAUAGCUCAGAUAGAAAUGAAGGACGUUUUGAUUUUGAUGACAGUGUUGUGUCCAAAAGAAAAGGAAAUCAGUCAGCAGAUGCCAGGUGUGUAGAUAUUAAGAUGGAUGUUCAGCAGUUGCAUGAGCAUAUGCUGUUGUACACACAGCAGUUUGAUUACAGCCGCACUCUGUAUGCCAUGUCCACCUUACGGAUCAUGUUGCAGGCUUGCCCACGGCUCUUGGUGACUGCACUGUCAACCACAAGUCUUAGUUCCUUGAGAGCAACCCAGCUGCUGAAUCUGCAGUCUUUGCUAGGUCGACAUCACAGGUGUGUGUUUGGCGACGACUUUUUCACAGAGCUUGACCCUGAGGCUCUGUCGGGUUUCCGAACUAAAAUGUACAUUGAAAUCAUCAUCAUCGUGUGCCUUCGCUUUAUGCAGAGCUACUACUCAAGCCUUGUGGCAGCCAAACUUUCCAGUGAGGAUCUGCAUGGGAACCAGAUGGUGAGUUCUGGCCUAAAAAAAAGUGUGGAAGUACUGACCCUGCUGGUGUCCGAACUGUUGGCCGUUAUGAAGGACAGCGGCUGGAAUUUUGUGUCUUACAUUUCUGACCUGAUAUCUCGAUGCCGGCUGCAGAAAAUGGUAUUGCAUCGGCUGCUGGCAUCCGUGUACAGAGCCAGGUGCAUACAGACAGUGGUGGACUACAGUGAAAGUAACUUGGACCCGGAUGUCAGGAACACAUUCCAGAUCAAGUUGCUACAGCUGGUCCAGGUAGUGAUCAAGCUUCAGGAUCACAUGUGUGCUGUUGGGGAAGAUGCUGGUCAUCCUGUUGCAUCUGAGCGACCAAGACCACAGUUUAUGGUAGGUAAAUUUUCUUCCUUUCUGCCAGUCAUACAACAAGACAUGCUGCUGACUGCAGUCCUGAGCUCUCUGAGACAACCUCAGCUCCACCACCUCCACACACACUGGGUGCAUCUGGCCAUGCCUCGGAUGGUUGUCAGUGUCGUGUUGCAGCUGUGCAGUAUCCUGGAGCUGACAGCUUCCGAGAUCAUCCAGAAAAUUGUCCAGAGACUUCCUCCAGAUUAUCUUGUCUGCAUGCUUGAGGGUCUGACAACCCUGUAUCACUACUGCCUGAUGGACAAUGCCAACCCUGUAUCUAUAUGUCAACCUGCUCCAGCCAGUGCUAACAUCCCUGUUGAGACAACUAGUGCAGGGCAGAUCCUGGCCAACCUCGUUCAUGUUUUCAACCCGGUUUUGAGUGGAAAGGAACCCGGCCCAGCCACCCGAGAUACGACUCCAGUAUCACCUGUUCUGGUGACUAGAGCUCACUUACUCAGCAUGCUGCCUCGCAUCGUGGCCUGUAUGGCUGGCUUAUGGAAAGCUGUUGCCAGCACAGCAUCUGCAGAUGAUUCCACUUGUGCUACAGAACUUCAGCCUCUUGGAGAUGUUAGAGCAAUCAGACACGAGAUCCUUGAGUUGCUGAGCCCUAUCUCCCUGACACAUGGAACUCAUUUUCUGGCAGCGUUUGCUGUGGCUUGGAAUGACCGCAGGAAGAAGCCAUCACAUGGCUCGUCAUCCAAACAGCAACCAGUGCUGGUGGAGACAUGUGAUGACCAGUUGCUACUGGUGGAGCUGGUGGCAGCUAUCCGAGUGCUGCCUGUGGAUACACUCAUCCAGACAGUGAAGCAGGUCCUCAGACAGCCACCUCCCACUGAGCUGACCAAGAAAGAUUUGCCACUAGAAGUGAGCCUGCUGCAGUUGUUCUGGACCUUUGUCCGUCACUCGGCCACUAGCCUUCAGCUGCUGGACUCCUGGCCUUCACUGCUGACAUUGUUCAAGGAGUGUCUUCAAAUGAGUCUCAGUCCUCCAGCUCUUUUUCUUCUUCUACGAAUCUUGAGUGAGAUAGUGAUGAAGACACCAGCAAUGGAGGAGAAGAGAAACCAGAAAGAACUUCAGGACAUCUCGGGGUCAUCCCUGGAACAGAGGGCCUGGCUGAGGAGGAACUAUGCUGUCAGAGUAGGCACACAGACAGGAUCUGAGGAUGGAGCAGAGAUCUUUGAUGACACAGACACCCAGCAGGAGGCUAGCACUGUCAAGGUUGCCAUCCGCAGAAGUCAAGCUACAGACUCCAGAUACAGUGUUCAGGCUUUGUUUCUCCUAGCUGAGCUGACAUCACACCUCCUGGAUGUGGUGUAUUCAAGUGAGGAGAAGUUUAAAGUUGCCCCAUUUCUCACAACUUUACUCUAUAAUGUCUUCCCCUACCUGAGAAAUCACAGUAUGGAGAACAUGGCAAGUUUCCGAGCCUGCAGCCAGAUACUGUCCAGCAUAUCAGGCUACCAGUACACACGCAAGGCUUGGAGGAAGGAGGCCUUUGAGAUGUUGCUGGCUCCUGCCUUCUUUCAGAUGGAUGUUGCCAGCAUUGCCUCCUGGAGGACCAUCAUUGAUCACCUGAUGACACAUGACAAAACUACCUUUAAGGAUCUGCUGGGCAGGGUAUCUGUGACCCAGUCUGCCUCCCUGAACCUUUUCACCACCAAGGAGCAGGAGUGUGAUCUGCGGGCAUUGAUGAUGAAGAGGCUGGCAUUCACCAUCUUCUGUAGCGAAGCUGAUCAAUACCAGCGAGCCAUGCCUGAGAUUCAAGAGAGGUUGACGGAGUGCCUGCGAUUGCCUCAGGUGGCGAAUGUGAUGUCAUCUGUAUUCUUGUGUUUCCGAGUUCUUAUUCUCCGGAUGUCCGCCCGUCAUCUGCUGUCUCUGUGGCCGACCAUUAUCACAGAAAUGGUUCAUGUACUCCUGCAGAUAGAACAAGAGUUGUCUGUGGAUUCUGAAGACUUCAAGAUCCAGAUCGAGAAGAUUGCAGCCCUGGACUCCAGCUGGGCUCACCUGGGCAAUGGACUCAAUGCCCACAACAACCCAGCCUGGCUGCAGCUCUACCUGAAUGCCUGCAAACUGCUAGAUCUGUGCCUGGCCUUGCCGGCGGACCAGGUGCCACAGUUCCAACUAUAUCGAUGGGCAUUUGUUGGCCUUGCAGACGAGGAGGGUCCCUGUUUAGAGAAGGAGACAUCAUGGCACAACAAUUCUUAUUUUACACCACACAUCAGCCGCUUGUCUCACCUGCUCAACAACAAGCUGAAGAAGCAACCAAUCUUACUCAAAACCCACCCAGGAAGACCCCUGUUGACCCUCCACCGCCUGCAGACAUUGUCGGAACUGCAGCCCUUCUUCAGCACCCUGUGUGACUCGGUGCAGAGCCAGGGCAGUGUUUGUGUUAAGCAUCAAGGACCACAGAAAGAGGGAAGUGCAUCCCCUGCAGCUCCCCUGGUUCUUGGGAAGAAGCAGGAAUCACAUGAAGCUGCUGAUGGAGCAGACACAUCUAGAAACCAACUUGUACUGGAGUCCAACAAGGCUUACAUUGAGAAGUGGUUGGAGAGGGACUUCCUAGAGCCGCUGACAUAA
Molecule: messenger RNA, 7353 nt
Organism: Candidula unifasciata
Lineage: Eukaryota; Metazoa; Mollusca; Gastropoda; Stylommatophora; Geomitridae
Source: the annotation of a GenBank genome assembly